AUGAGCGAUGGAGGAAUGGAUGAAAUAUCUCAACUUUUCGCGGAGGAACCCGUUUCACCUCGUCAGCCAUCUCUCGGUGUGAUUGUUCAACAAUCAGGCGCCUCAAGACCCGCAGAUCAGACCCAGUUGGCUCCUUACUCACUAUCGCCCAGUCUCGCCGACACCUCUUCGGCAUUCAUCAUCAACUGGUUUGAGCAGGUGUGCCCAGCGUGGUCCGGCUUCGACUCGAACGCGAAUCUGAAUCGAAAGAUCGCCAUAGACCUCUGGAGAACCUCCGCCACGGUGUGCAGCUCUCUCGAGAGCAUGUCCGCCGCGUUCCUGGCAUCCCGACUCCCGAGCAUGAGGCAAUCCGCACUACGGCUCAUGCAACGAGCGACAGACUUCAUUCAAGCCGAGCUCCAGGUCGUGAAGGCACAAGGCGAAUUCCGCUCCGUUCCAACGGGUCUCAUAUUCUCGCUCUUCUGCUUAGGGACAACGGUCUGCUGGGUCGACUCCCGCUUGUACGGGCUCCCAUUCUUGAGAGAAGUGAGAUCUCUCAUCCGCCGGCUGAAUGCGCAAUCUGCGUCAUUCUCUACCGCGAACCAAGACAUGCUUUCGUUCUUCAAUAAGAGCUUGGCGUACUGCGAGAUGCUUCUCUCCGUGGUGCGCGAUGAUGAGCCGCUUGAUCAAGGAGACGCAGACUUGGCGCUUCAGAUCAUCGAAGAGCGCUCACCCCACCCGUGGACCGGUGUCUCUACUCUAACAACACGCCUUUUCGCCGAGUCGAUUCGGCUGUGUCGCAGCGCACGACAUCGACUGAGGCAAGCGAUGGAUCCACAAAAGUACUUCUCAAAUGCUCUUCAAGACUUGAUAGGAGCCCAGCGUCUGGAGGAGCAGCUGUUGGAGCUUGAGUUCCCGUCGGAAACCCCGGAUGUCGACACGGGCGACAGCUCGACGCCGGUGUCCCACCUCGCCAGAGUUGCCGAAGCCUAUCGACUCUCAUCGCUGUUACACUUGUACCAGACCUUCCCUGACCUGGUCUCCCUACGACUGCCGGCCGAAUCACCAAUGACUGAGAGUGGCUCUGUGCCGUGGGACGAGUGGAUCAUUCCCCUGGCCUUGAGACUCGUCAAGGUCCUCGAACACAUCCCGGCAACUUCGGGUACCCGCGUCAUCCAGCCACUGCUGUACAUCUCGGCGAGUACCGGACUUCGCCACGACGCACCAGCUACGUCUGAUAUGAUGGGUGCUUUCGGGUCCCUGCAGCAAGACCUGAUGGGAGGGACGGGGUCAAACAUGUUCAGCCCUCCGCCGCUGUUUGAUUCGCACAACUUGUCUCAGUACAUUAGCCAGAUGGCAGAGGCUCCGACGCGGGAGGGUUCAAUGUCCAAUAUGACACUUGACGUUGGGAGUGCUCGCCACUUCGUCAUGAGGCGCUUGAGUAUCCUGGAGAGCAGCUUACCUCCGACCCCAGUCGUGGUAGCAAAGGAUCUUGUCCAGUCUAUCUGGAGGGCGUACGAUAACGAUAUUGGAUCGCCCACGGUACACUGGAUUGACGUGAUGGAAGAUAACGACUUACGUUCAAUGUUUGGGUGA
Colletotrichum abscissum is the source of this 1575-nucleotide messenger RNA. RefSeq lists its product as uncharacterized. The transcript has a single exon. The record is from RefSeq and is a predicted model, not a curated record. Gene Ontology annotation, molecular function: transcription cis-regulatory region binding; DNA-binding transcription factor activity. NCBI's taxonomy places the organism in Eukaryota, Fungi, Ascomycota, Sordariomycetes, Glomerellales, Glomerellaceae. Gene Ontology annotation, cellular component: nucleus. The coding region runs from base 1 to 1575 and encodes 524 amino acids. Gene Ontology annotation, biological process: positive regulation of transcription by RNA polymerase II.